UGUCGUGGGCGGGUUGACUUACUCAUCUGAAGCGGAGCAUGUAUAUGUACUCCAAUUCACGCUGGAUGGUGUUUACUGUACAGACCGGAGCGACGCUAGAACGCUGGAGGAUGUUUGAUGAUCACCUUCAGAAAAGAGUGACUUUUUAAUUUUUUUUAAUCUGUAUUUCUCCGGUGCUGACAGGAUUUCUGUUUGACGCAAAGAAUCAUGAGCGGACAGCGGCGUUAAAUUGUGGCUCAACCGGUGACACUCGACGGUGCGGGAGCAUUUUGGCGUCGUUUUUUUUCAAGCGUGUGUCAAACAAAAGCAUCGUGUCACAGUUUGCUGACGGUGCUGUAUUGAUUCACUAGAUAAGACGAGCACGUCUCACUUGAACUUGGUGUUGAGCACAAGGAGGCACCUGAGUCACCCGGACGCGGACUGUCGUUAUUUUUGUGAAAACCUCCUGAAAUAAACAUGACGGACGGUCCCAGACGGCGAAACUCAUCCAAGGAUGCUGCCGAACAGAAAGAGUCCGGUGGUGGAGUUGCGCUCAAAAAAGAGAUCGGACUCGUGAGUGCCUGUGGUAUCAUUGUCGGUAACAUCAUCGGCUCCGGUAUCUUCGUCAGUCCAAAGGGAGUGAUGGAGAAUGCUAGCUCCGUGGGUGUGUCGCUACUCGUCUGGAUCAUUACGGGUGUCAUCACAGCCAUUGGCGCUUUGUGCUACGCAGAGUUGGGUGUUACCAUCCCGAAAUCUGGGGGAGACUACUCCUAUGUCAAAGACAUCUUUGGAGGACUUGCUGGCUUCCUGCGUCUGUGGAUCGCUGUGCUGGUUAUCUACCCAACCAACCAGGCUGUGAUUGCGCUGACAUUCUCCAACUACGUCCUGCAGCCCAUUUUCCCCACCUGCUUCGCACCAGAGAGUGGCCUGCGUCUGCUGGCUGCCGUCUGCCUCUUGCUGCUGACGUGGGUGAACUGCUCCAGCGUGCGGUGGGCUACCAGAGUACAAGACAUCUUCACAGCUGGGAAGCUGUUGGCCCUUGCACUCAUCAUUAUCAUGGGCAUCGUGCAGAUCUGCAAGGGUGAGUUCUACUGGCUGGAGCCUGCCAACGCGUUCGAACCCUUUCAGGAAUACGACGUGGGUCUGAUAGCCUUAGCGUUUCUACAAGGAUCUUUUGCCUAUGGAGGAUGGAACUUCCUAAACUAUGUGACAGAGGAGCUGGUGGAUCCCUAUGUAAAUCUUCCUCGAGCCAUCUUCAUCUCCAUCCCCCUCGUAACAUUCGUGUACGUUUUUGCCAACAUCGCCUACGUCACAGCCAUGAGUCCCCAGGAGCUGCUGGCCUCCAAUGCUGUUGCUGUGACAUUUGGUGAGAAACUUUUGGGUGUGAUGGCCUGGAUCAUGCCCAUCUCAGUGGCUCUGAGCACGUUUGGAGGAGUCAACGGCUCCCUAUUCACCUCAUCCAGAUUGUUCUUCGCAGGUGCCAGAGAGGGUCAUCUUCCCAGUCUUCUGGCCAUGAUUCAUGUCACCCGCUGCACUCCCAUCCCUGCUCUGCUUUUCACAUGUCUGUCCACCUUGCUGAUGCUGUGCACCAGCGACAUGUACACGCUCAUCAACUAUGUUGGUUUCAUCAACUACCUCUUCUAUGGAGUCACAGUUGCCGGGCAGAUUGUACUGCGUAUCAAACACCCAGAUAUGCAUCGGCCAAUUAAGAUCAGCCUGAUAUGGCCGGUGAUUUACCUCUUGUUCUGGGCCUUCCUGCUUAUCUUCUCGCUCUACUCUGAGCCAGUGGUCUGUGGCAUUGGUCUGGCCAUCAUGCUUACAGGAGUGCCGGUCUACUUCCUUGGAGUUUACUGGGACAACAAACCUCAGUGUUUUGAUGCUUUUGUUGAUAAGAUGACCUACUUGGGUCAGAAGUUCUGUAUGGUGGUUUAUCCAGAAAUGGGAAAGAGCGGUGAUGCCGAAGGCGAGGAGAUGAAGGAGGUCAUGUCACCCCUGUCCAAAGAAGACAGGGAGAACCACAAGUCGGAGGACUGCUAAGCACAUUCUUUAGCCUCACUCUGUCCUUGUGAAACACGCACAGGUGCAGUGUACUUAAUCAAUUUCCCCAAAAAUAUACAUUUGCCAAAUACUAGUUUACACUUAAAAUAAUGUUGUUCACUAAACUUUUCCUCUUUGGUGGUUUGUAGUGUGCAAUAAACACAAACUACGCACCUCCCACCCCCUUCCACACACUCCGCACACUCCUGCUGUAAGAUUAGUUUUUUAUUAUUGUUAUUCUCUUAAGACUUGCUGUACAGUCAUGAUGACACCAUUUUUAUUUUAGCUUUAUCAUAGAUUCAACACCAAAGCUGAUUUAAAUCAGAUUAACAUAAAUGUAUUUUAGAGUAUUUUUUUCCAAACUGUGAUUAUGAAAUGUUUUUACAUGGUAAUUGUCGAUGUCUCUUUAUUUUAGUAGGACUGUAUUGAUUUUACUAUUUGACUUUUUUUUUUUUUUUUUUACUCUCGAAGGUAAUGUGUGAUUUGUCCUCUGUCAGUUGCCUUAUUUACCGAUCUCCCUUUGCUGUGAUUGAUGUGUGCGAUAUCUACCCUCGUGCUUUUGACUGCCCCUGAUCGAUUUGUCUGGAUGAACUUUUGUCUUGUAUUACCGGCAAAAACACGAGACCAUGUUUGUUUAUGUGUAAAUCCCUACACCGACACAUGUGAAUGCCUCUGUGCUUUUUCAAGACAUUGAUUGUCUUUUUUAUGUUUGACAGCAAAAGUAUUUUUAUAACUAACAUCUAGCUGUGUUGAAAUAAAUACUUGUGCUUUAUUUUAGCCUACAGAAUAGAGCUUCUUAUUGAUAUGAUUAACAACAAAGAGUUUUAGUGCAAUAUUAACAAAUGCACCAGCAGAGCCCGAACCUGCAACCACGAUUAUCAUAUUAGUGAUGUAUCCAUAGUUUCACUCUUUAUUGAAGUCGCAACACUCCUGCUCUUCGUGUCUCAGGGCAUCUCUACUGCCUUCUCUCUACACACACUGCCGAAAAAACCUCCGGAAUUUCAAAGUCAGCAGUUUUUUCCUGCCUUUUUCCAACCUUGUCUUUCAGUGCUUUGCUGGCACUGGACAGGUGCUUAGUCCUCAGGAGUCAAAACAGCCGGCUUAUAAUCACGAGUGACUAGAAAGAGUUGUUAACGUCAGACCAGUAUUGCAGAGUUGUUUAAUGGAACAGGGAGUCUUGACAGUACAAGUACAAUGAUGUAAUUUGUGCCUGUGAGUGUGUAUUAGUGUGAUACACGGAUGUCUUGUUUGUCUGUUGUUUUGUGAUCAAUAAAGCAAAAACUGACAAUUUUUCGAAUUUGGACUAGAGGGCCUCAUUUGUGCGACACUCUGGUACAUUCUGGUUUCCCUCUAUUGUGUGAAGAUGUGCGUAUCUUAAAUAGCAUUGUCUCUAAGCUAUAUGCCAUUUGUUUCACAACUGUUCAAAGGACUUUUUAAACUCUGUAAGAGGUUUCUUUUUUUUGGUCGACACAGUGCAGUUUGUAAACUCACUCUUCUUUGUCUGUGGCACACAUCAGUUUGUAUUCUGUUGUGCUGAGUGUCUUUCUGUGUUGGAAUUGUAAAAUGAAAGCUGGUUGUAAGGCAAUAAAAACAUCCAAGAGAGAAUGUUAAAUGUAUGAAGAUGGUUUGCUUUAUUUACACAGUAAUAAUGCUGGGCUGCAUCAAACACAGCAAAAUUA
Synchiropus splendidus (mandarinfish) is the source of this 3695-nucleotide messenger RNA. It is a transcript of the gene slc7a8a, whose product is annotated as solute carrier family 7 member 8a. The coding region runs from base 457 to 2016 and encodes 519 amino acids. Gene Ontology annotation, cellular component: membrane. The transcript is spliced from 11 exons. NCBI's taxonomy places the organism in Eukaryota, Metazoa, Chordata, Actinopteri, Syngnathiformes, Callionymidae. Gene Ontology annotation, biological process: amino acid transmembrane transport; neutral amino acid transport. The record is from RefSeq and is a predicted model, not a curated record. Gene Ontology annotation, molecular function: L-amino acid transmembrane transporter activity; neutral L-amino acid transmembrane transporter activity.